AUUCAAACCAGAAGUUCUAAUUUGCGAGGGGUUCAUUUAUUCUCUCUAACGUUUCUAUAAUCUCAAGAGUGCUAUUAUCUUCUACAAAAUUGCGAUGCAUUCGUUGAUGCUUUCAUCAAAACUGGCAGAAGUUCUGAUCUAUAGUGGAAAAACGGCAAGGCGUUUUCCACUCUACAGGGCAUUCGUUUCAGCGUCAAGGCCCUUACAAGGAAAAGAAGAGGCAGAGCAAUGCCAAAAGGUGAAAGAAGCAGCAGAGGCAGUGAAAGAAGGAGCACAGGCGGUGAAAGAAACCACCGAGUAUAUCCACGAUGUCGCUUCUACUACGGCUAAUCGUGUGAGCAAGAUGACAAAGGAUGUGACAGAGAAAGUUACUGAGACAACGGAUACUAUCACUGAGAAAGCUAAAGGAUCUGUAUCUGGAGUUUUGGGCACAGCCAAAAACGCUACUGAUAUCAUCAAAAAAAAAUUUCUUGGUGGUGAUUAGUUACUACUUAUAAAUAUUUAAUAUGUUUAUGUAUGUUUCAAUAAAAUUAGUAUUCAAAAUAUUUGUAAACUUUAUUUGGCAACGAAUGCUUCAAUGAUAUUUCUGACUAAAUUUUUAGA
This is a messenger RNA of Raphanus sativus (radish), 603 nucleotides long. RefSeq lists its product as uncharacterized. The coding region runs from base 95 to 484 and encodes 129 amino acids. The record is from RefSeq and is a predicted model, not a curated record. NCBI's taxonomy places the organism in Eukaryota, Viridiplantae, Streptophyta, Magnoliopsida, Brassicales, Brassicaceae. The transcript has 3 exons.